AUGCGCCGGUCAACACGCCCAACGGCCCAUGAGCUCACUGACCUCGACGCCGGCCCCUCCGAUGCUGCCAGCGUUGCGUUUCCCGACGGCGGGCGCGAGGCUUGGACUUGUCUAUUGGGGUCAUCUUUGAUGAUGUUUCCUUCAUUUGGGUUCCAGACAGCAGUUGGCUCUGUUCAGGACUACAUCAGCACUCACCAACUGGCCACUUACAGUGUCGGAGAUGUGGGCUGGAUCACGGCGGUGUUGGUCUUCUUGACGCUCUUUCUAGGAGUGCAAGUAGGCCCGCUGUUCGAUCGCUAUGGCCCUCGCCUGCUGUUAGUAUGCGGGUCGCUGGCCAGCGUCGUCUCCUAUUUCCUGCUGGCGGAAUGCACCAAGUAUUGGCACUUCAUGCUCUGCUUAAGCGUCCUGGGCGGCAUGUCAUCGGCAGUGAUUACCACGAUCGCGAUCUCUGCCCUCAGUCAUUGGUUCUACCGUCGUCGAGCACUUGCAUCGGGGAUCUGCAUGUCGGGAUCGUCAGCGGGGGGCGCGAUUAUUCCGCUGUUACUACGAUCCUUGUUUGGCAAGUAUGGCUGGUCGUGGGCCAUCCGGAUUGUCGCGUUCAUGGCUCUGGGUUGUUACGCUGUUGGCAUACUGCUGGUAAAAGGACGGCUACCAGCCACGACUUCGAGCAGAGCGGUAAUUGAUUUCCGCGCGUUCAAGGCCCCGCGGCUUUGCUUUUUGGCAGUCGCUGUUUUCGCCUUUGAGUUUAUUAUUUUUGGCUGCGCUGCCCUGCUACCAACAUAUGUUCGGUACACGGGCAUGAAUCUUGACGUACAAUUCUACUCCCUCACGGUGCUCAAUAGCAUGAGUGCACUUGGCAGGAUUGUCCCCGGCUUUGCUGCGGACCUCUUGGGGCGUUUCAAUAUUCUCAUUUCGUUGGUCAUCCUCACUUUGGUCGUGAUGUGCUCCGUAUGGAUCCCUUUUGGGUCUCAAAGCGAGGCCACUCUCUACGCCGUUGUGGCAAUCUUCGGUUUUGGGUCUGGAGGCUGGAUCUCCCUUGCUCCAGUCUGUGCUGGCCAGCUCUGUCGCACGGAAGAGUAUGGGCGUUUCUAUGGAACUGUCUACAGCGUCGCUGCUUUUGGUGUCCUCCUUACUGUUCCUGUUGGUGGUCAGCUGCUCCAAUCCACAACGCCUCAGGUUCUGGUUGGGUUCUACUCAGCUAUCUUAUUAGUCGGGCUGGUGAGUGCUGCCAUGUCUCGCUGGGCACUACUAGACUGGAACUGGAAAUGGAAAGUGAAGGUCUAG
Messenger RNA from Penicillium chermesinum, 1284 nucleotides. Its product is annotated as putative MFS monocarboxylate transporter. The record is from RefSeq and is a predicted model, not a curated record. Gene Ontology annotation, cellular component: fungal-type vacuole membrane. The transcript has 2 exons. NCBI's taxonomy places the organism in Eukaryota, Fungi, Ascomycota, Eurotiomycetes, Eurotiales, Aspergillaceae. Gene Ontology annotation, molecular function: transmembrane transporter activity. Bases 1 to 1284 code for a protein of 427 amino acids. Gene Ontology annotation, biological process: transmembrane transport.